Oxyura jamaicensis (ruddy duck) is the source of this 2331-nucleotide messenger RNA. RefSeq names its product bromodomain containing 2 (gene BRD2). The record is from RefSeq and is a predicted model, not a curated record. The transcript has 12 exons. Lineage: Eukaryota; Metazoa; Chordata; Aves; Anseriformes; Anatidae. Bases 264 to 2255 code for a protein of 663 amino acids. Gene Ontology annotation, cellular component: chromatin; nucleus. Gene Ontology annotation, biological process: chromatin remodeling; regulation of DNA-templated transcription.
GGUGUCGAACCCCAAGAAGCCGGGCCGGGUCACCAACCAGCUGCAGUACCUGCACAAGGUGGUGAUGAAGGCCCUGUGGAAGCACCAGUUCGCUUGGCCCUUCCGCCAGCCCGUCGACGCCGUCAAGCUGGGCCUGCCGAUGCCCAUCCAUGGCCUUGUAGAAGACUUGCCGUGACCCCAAUAAUAAAGGCCAGCCCCCCGUGCACCUGUGGCGCCCAAGGAUUUAAAGCCCGGAGGACUACCACAAGAUCAUCAAGCAGCCCAUGGACAUGGGGACGAUCAAGCGGCGCCUGGAGAACAACUACUACUGGGGGGCCGCCGAGUGCAUGCAGGACUUCAACACCAUGUUCACCAACUGCUACAUCUACAACAAGCCCACGGACGACAUCGUGCUGAUGGCCCAAACCCUGGAGAAGAUUUUCCUGCAGAAGGUGGCCCAGAUGCCCCCGGAGGAGCAGGAGAUCGUGGUGCCGGUGGCCAAGAACAGCCACAAGAAGGGAGCCUCGCGGGCAGCGGCGCUCCUGGCGGGCCUCACGGCCGCCCAGCAGGUGCCGGCCGUCUCCUCGGUGUCGCACAGCACGGUGUACGCCCCGAGCCCCGACAUCCCCACCACCAUCGUCAACAUUCCCCACCCGUCCGUCAUCUCGGCUCCGCUCCUCAAGUCGCUGCACGCCCCCAGCCCGGCCGCGCUGCCCGCGCCCACCCAGCCCGUGGCCAAGAAGAAGGGCGUGAAGCGGAAAGCGGACACCACCACCCCCACCACCACGGCCAUCAUCGCCACCAGCGGGGAGUCCUCGCCCUCCGCCACGCUGCUGGAGGCCAAGGCGGCCAAGAUCCCCGCGCGGCGCGAGAGCGGCCGGCCCAUCAAGCCCCCCAAGAAGGACUUGCCGGACUCGCAGCAGCACCAGACGUCCAAGAAGGGCAAGCUGUCGGAGCAGCUCAAGUACUGCAACGGCAUCCUCAAGGAGCUGCUCUCCAAGAAGCACGCCGCCUACGCCUGGCCCUUCUACAAGCCCGUCGACGCCUCGGCGCUGGGGCUGCACGACUACCACGAGAUCAUCAAGCACCCCAUGGACCUCAGCACCAUCAAGCGGAAGAUGGAGAACCGGGACUACCACGACGCGCAGGAGUUCGCCGCCGACGUGCGGUUAAUGUUCUCCAACUGCUACAAGUACAACCCGCCCGACCACGACGUGGUGGCCAUGGCCCGCAAGCUGCAGGACGUGUUUGAGUUCAGCUACGCCAAGAUGCCCGACGAGCCGCAGGACGCCAGCCCGCCCUCGGUGUCGGCGCCGCUGCCCGGCGCCCUCUCCAAGUCCUCAUCCGAGGAGUCCUCCAGCGACGAGGACGAGGACGACGAGGACGACGAAGACGACGACGAGGACGAGAGCAGCAGCGAGAGCUCGUCGGAGAGCGAGGAGAGCUCCGACUCGGAGGAGGAGCGCGCCAACCGCCUGGCCGAGCUGCAGGAGCAGCUGCGGGCCGUGCACGAGCAGCUGGCUGCCCUCUCACAGGGCCCCGUUUCCAAACCCAAAAAGAAGCGGGAGAAGAAGAAGAAGAAGAAGUCGGAGAAGCACAAAGGCCGGGGGGGCGACGACGAGGCCCGGGCGCGCCAGGCCCAGCUGCGCAAAGCCAAGAAGGCCGGGGGCGGCGGAGGGACCAGCGGGGGCGGCGGCGGAGGCAGCUCCAAGAACUCGAAGAAGGCGGCGAAAGCGGCGCUGCCGCCUCCCCCGGCGCUCUACGACUCGGAGGAGGAGGAGGAGAGCAAGCCCAUGACGUACGACGAGAAGCGGCAGCUGAGCCUGGACAUCAACAAGCUGCCCGGCGAGAAGCUGGGCCGCGUGGUGCACAUCAUCCAGUCGCGGGAGCCGUCCCUGCGCGACUCCAACCCCGAGGAGAUCGAGAUCGACUUCGAGACCCUCAAGCCCUCGACGCUGCGCGAGCUGGAGCGCUACGUGCUGUCCUGCCUGCGGAAGAAGCCCCGCAAGCCCUACAGCGAAACCAUGAAGAAGCCGGUGGGCAAGACGAAAGAGGAGCUGGCGCUGGAGAAGAAGCGGGAGCUGGAGAAGCGGCUGCAGGACGUCAGCGGCCAGCUCAACUCCGCCAAGAAACCCCCGAAGAAGGCCAGCGAGAAGCCCGAGUCGGCGCAGCAGGUGGCGGUGUCGCGGCUCAGCGCCUCCAGCUCCAGCUCGGACUCGAGCAGCUCCAGCUCCAGCUCCUCGUCCUCGGACACCAGCGACUCGGAUUCGGGUUAGGGCCGGCUGCAGCCAGGGGCAGGUUCGGAAGCGGCUCCGCGGGACCGGGCCCGCGUGAACCGGACUGAGAGCCCCC